This is a messenger RNA of Schizophyllum commune H4-8, 2247 nucleotides long. RefSeq lists its product as uncharacterized. The coding region runs from base 1 to 2133 and encodes 710 amino acids. The record is from RefSeq and is a predicted model, not a curated record. The transcript has 6 exons. Lineage: Eukaryota; Fungi; Basidiomycota; Agaricomycetes; Agaricales; Schizophyllaceae.
AUGACUCUAUCGUUCUCUGAAGGCUUCAGUGCUCGCAUUGCCGAGGACACGGUCCACAUACCCCCUAACGCAGUAAAGGACAGUUUGGACAGCGCAUCAGAGCUACUCUCGCGCAUAUUGAGAGCAGCUUGCCAGGAGAACGAUGUGUACCACUUCGAUGUGGUCUUGUCGGGAGGUUCUCAUCUCAAGAUACCUCGCAGCGAUGGUCAACCCGUGUUGGUUCUACAUGAUCUGGGCCGCCUUAUACCCUCGGAUCUACUUGAACAGAAACUCAACCACAUCUUUAGUAGGGAUGAGAAUACCUUUUUCGUCAAUACCUCCGGUUCAGGAAAAACUCGAUUACUUUACGAAGGCCUAUGUCGACUCUGGGGGCUCUAUCUGACCGCAAAAGUGGACUCCAGCCGCCUCGGAAGUAAGCACGUCGACUUCGUGGCUACCCAAGGUCUCGUCUUGUCCGACGUGACCAGGCUCCCGCAUCCCUCUACGCCUUCAUACGACGACACGCUGCGGCAUAAUCUCAAUGUUAUCACCCGUCGCUAUAAGGAUACCCUGCUCGCACAAGUUCUCGUAUUCCGCGCCUUUCUCGAGUUAGCCAUCCCGCGACUCAGCGACGAACACAAGCAACGCUGGCUUUAUUGUCAGCUGCAACCCUUCGCGUUACUGAAAAGCAACCCAUUCCAUGACAUCAACUUCGCCCUUCUUCGCGCUUCAGAUGCGUAUGUGGACCACCAUCUACAGGUUGUCCUGGCAGACAUACGGCAGCGAUUAGGCGCCACUGUUCCCCUUUUCGCCGUGCUCGACGAGGCCCAAUCGUUAGGCCAUAACGAUUACGCCGCCAAUUCCUUAUAUGGCUUUCCGGACUGUGACUCGCUUCCGUACUUGCAGCGCUUGAUCACGGCGUGGCGAGGACGAGCUGGCCUGGCCCUUGUCAUCACAGGAACAAGCCUUUCGCGAGACAUCUUCCGUGACGACCCCAUUGAAAUGGCACACGGUCGUUACAGAUGGACGUCCGCGACAGGUGGAUUCGACGCUGUGGACUCGAAUCGGCAGUACGUCUCGCGAUAUUUGCCUCCCCCUUUCCUUCGAAAAGCCAGUGGGGAACGGCUCUUGCAGCGACUAGGCAGCUGGCUUCGAGGACGGCAUAGAUUCACGGCUUCCUUCAUCGGGCAGUAUCUUCGACACGGAUUGUCACAGCCGCAUCAGUUGCUCAAUGACUACAUACGAAACGCGACAGGAUAUUCGCCCCGGGACGCCGACGAUUUGACGAUAGCCGAAGGAGAGAGACUCGAGCAAGCGAGGAGAUUUCUUCGCCCAAUAUCUCUCGGUGCUAUGCGAGAUUCGCUAGUUCGGUCAACCGCCCAUCAUGCACUCUUCCGAGUCCUCGUCGAUUCGUCUGCCUUGCACGAGUACGGCGUGGAGUACGUCCAACUUGUGACGGCAGCUUUUGGCCGAUUCGUCGACCACGAUGCCUCCAGAGUCGCUAUCGACGAGCCUUUCAUGCUCGUCAGCUGCGCGUCGUGGUACGAAAACACCAACACCGAUUUCUUCGAUUUCGACUACAUGCGCACGCUCCCCCAACGAAUGAGUCACGUUUCCGAACUUCGUUAUCUCCGCCUCGCCUUCGUUCUUGCGCGGCGCUUCGAACGAAAGCCUCCGCUGCGACAACUGUUCAACUUUCAGGGCGCGCUUCCUUCGUGGGCGAAUGCUCGAAGUACAAGUCUCCUCUUGCAGCACCGGACCGCGGGGGGAGCCCUCAGUGCUCGGAUCUAUAGCUGCAAGAAGGAACUGACGGGAUCGACAUCUCCGCUUACGACUGUCGCAUCCACGGACACAGAGAUUGACAGAUGGCUCGACCACGUUACUCCCUCACCCUUCUGCAUACUCCGACUGUCGGAGGAAGGAGCCCUGCUCUUUGCGUUAAAGCUUCCCGGCGACAAGAACGUGUGGGUCGCACUCGACGGCAGACAGGGCGAGCCAUUGACGGCAGAUGAGGUCAAGCAUGGGUUGGCCCGUUUGAAACCCAACCACGCGCCUGAAAGAAGACCAACUCGACAAACUCCGACGCUUACCCAAACCCUGUCGACGCGCUGGAGAUCCGCCCAUAUUCUUCGCCUUCGCGUCUGGUCUCCUUGACCUUCCUCAAGACACAUUGGGCCGCGCGGUUGCCACGGUCGAUGUGGCGGAGCUCUGCGGAUCGCUAGGAAUCACCGCGAGAGAGGUGUUGCAGGCGGCCGUGCGCUUCACUUU